AUGGCGACUGCCGCAACUAGUCCACCUUCACUCUCGCAACUUCCCGCACCUCACUCCCAUCUUCAACCUCAUCUUCAACCUCACCUUCACUCGCAGACUCUCCCUCUCUCCGCACCGACGCCCGUGGAUGCUCUGGUCGCUCAACUGUCGACCCCUCCUCCAGAACCACAACCGCAAACACAAUCCCAGAUCUCAAUUACAAAACCACCCGCGAGCAAACCGCCAUUGCAUUCCGAGUCCAUCACCUCGUUCAUCCCGUCGCCGAAUACCGUAAAGUCGAUACGAACGAACUACAAACAUCGGCAGUCAUCUCUCUCCACCAGCUCGACCAAAGGCAAUCGGCCCUCGAUCUUCAACUUUGCUACACUGGCUCGCGAGAAGACCUCGAGUGCACUCGCAAGUCUAUCAGAGCCGACCCUGCGGACACAACCCUCGUCUGGCAGUCUAUAUCUCUCGGCGCAGAGUUCACCCAGCUCGACCUCGCCUAGUCGUACCAGCCCUCGAUCCCCAAGUUCACGGGAAACAUUGAGAUCAGUCUCGCCCAAUUCUCGGACACCCACCACCUCGGGCUCUUUGGCUAGCACGCAAACCGUCAACUCUACCAAUCCAAGUCUGUCUCUAUCCGAAACGAACCCGCCCUCACAGGCGUACACCAAUACCAGCAGCGAGACAGCCCAACCCAGAUCAACGGUACCCAAACCAAGUCACAACAAGAUGCAUCAAACAUCCUCGCGCUUGUUGCGCAUGACCUCGGAUGACAGGCCAUUCACCAGGGAUUUCAAAGAUCUGUUUUCCACUCUGGUUGUUAGUCUGCCAUUAGCACCACACCGUGUUCGAUUAACGAGAGUCGAUCAUUCGUUCAUAUCAGAAGAGGCGAUUAACAAUCUUGGCUCCCUCAAAUUCUCCCAAUCGAACCGUAUGCCGGAUCCUAAAGACCCGUCACGCAUCGUGACCACGACGACCACUACAACAUUUUCAAUGGCUCGUGAGAUGGCAAGGUCGGUAUGUCAGCGAUUUCUGGAUGCUAGGUUCGUAGAGUCGGCCGAUGGCAAGCAGGCCAAAGAGUUCACCAUGAAGAGUUCUGUCUGGCAAUUGACCCCCAAAGGCAUACAUGUGCUGGAACGGUUCUGUGCAAGAAAUGGAAUUCAGCAGAAGCACGUCAUGGAACUUAUCAGCUCUCCCCGCAAUACCAUGCGGCUGGUGAUUCUUGAGAGAGAUUUAGCAACGGACAAGCUUUCUUCAGAUCGCAGUACUAUCGAAGUAAUUUUCCGCCGGUUUGUCGGUACUAAUGGUCCCAAUGUAAAGAGCAGCACUAGUUCUGCAGAUUCUGACUCUUUGAGCGAAUACAAGGACGGAAUCGCGGGUGUUCGUAUGGCUAGCGAACGCAAAGUUGGAUCGCCACCAAGAGUAGUUUACCAAACCUUCACCGGUAAGGCCGCUACAGACUGGUUGAUGGACUGCUGCACCACGGUUGACCGACGAGAAACUACGGAAAUGGCAACUCUAUUUUUGGAGCAGGACUUGAUAUGGUGUGUGCAGGCAGAUAGAGUCUAUCUAGCACAAACAGGACAGGAAAAGGAAGAGAAAGUGAGAUUUCAACCAACGAAGCACGCGAUUUACCAGCUCUCGCAGAAGGGUAAGGACGUUCUUAGCAUGAAUAAUAGAGAGCGAACAUCCGAAAGCGAGGGUACCACUCAAAUUACACGACCUGGUGGUGUGAAUCGCGAUUCCAACACACAGAAAUUAGAAAAAAUCUUGAACGACGCUGCAUUGAGACUUCUCUUCAGAGAAAACCUCCGGGACACGCAUUGCGAGGAGAAUCUGUCAUUCUACUUGGAUGUGGAUGAGUUCCUAGCUUCUUGCCGGUUAGCCAUCAAGGCCAACUCUCCUAGCAGGGCAAGUAGCAGCAGAGGUACAUCCGGACAGAGCCUAGAUUCAGUCAAGGAGACGAUGGCUUCAGCGUAUGGUAUUUACAAUGCUUUUCUGGCUCCAGGAUCUCCUUGCGAAUUGAACAUCGACCAUCUUCUACGCAACCAGCUAGCUACAAGGAUGACCAAGGCUGUAGGUCAAGAUGCUGCGAUGAUCGACAGUUUGAUUGAAGUCACCGAUCUUUUCCAGGAAGCUCAAGCGUCGGUCUUCAAGCUCAUGGCUAGCGACUCUGUACCUAAAUUCAUGAAAAGCUCCAAGUACGAACAAACGCUCAAGAACUAUGACUUCGACUCCCUCGCUGGAAGAUUCAAAGAAGGCAUGCACCUUCCCGAACGGAGCAUGAGCAGGUCGAACCGAUGA
Glarea lozoyensis ATCC 20868 is the source of this 2289-nucleotide messenger RNA. Its product is annotated as Regulator of G-protein signaling, RGS. The record is from RefSeq and is a predicted model, not a curated record. Gene Ontology annotation, biological process: intracellular signal transduction. The transcript has 3 exons. Bases 1 to 2289 code for a protein of 762 amino acids. NCBI's taxonomy places the organism in Eukaryota, Fungi, Ascomycota, Leotiomycetes, Helotiales, Helotiaceae.